AUGACGUACAGCUACUGCGUUCUGGAGUACGCGAAUAGCACGGCGACGGAGCCUGCUGUGACCGAUUGUCUCAUCAUCAAUGCUACGGAGAGCGGUACUGCUUCUAACUGUAACUGUUUCACUUCCGUUGAUCUCUAUGACUCCCUAGAUGGCUGCGAUAAUGCCCUCUAUUCCGGCCUUAAUGUCACCGAUUCUCGCGCUGUGUGUAUCGGUGUCGGCUCUACGAAUAUGACUGCCACUUCGACUGCGACUGCGACUAGCACAGAAACUUCUACCUAA
Messenger RNA from Penicillium subrubescens, 279 nucleotides. RefSeq lists its product as uncharacterized. The record is from RefSeq and is a predicted model, not a curated record. The transcript has 3 exons. Lineage: Eukaryota; Fungi; Ascomycota; Eurotiomycetes; Eurotiales; Aspergillaceae. Bases 1 to 279 code for a protein of 92 amino acids.